CCGGAGGACUCGCCGCGACGGUGAUAUACUGUACCGCUAGUGAAUCAGCCCGCUCAUUACAGGGGAAAGCUACUCGGCGUCCGGCCCAGCAGAGACACAGACAGCGAUAUCCGCAUAACUUCUACCUACCUACGCUAGAAGAUGUUCAGGAGACUACACGCAGAGGCUGCAGACGCCUCGGCUCCCUCUCAACAGGGGUCCGCCGUGGUAUCGGUGGACGAUCCAUCUGCAGCCAAGACGUAUGUCAUCCCACACUUGCCCGGAGAGGGCAGGUUCACCGUGGGCGCAAAGAUCUACUCUCGUCCUUUGGCAGACCCAGCUUUCCAGCGCCACCUGGAUGCUUUCCGCAAAGAGGUCACUCUCGCCGCCCCGGGCAUGCUCUCGUACCGUACCUCCACAGUACGAGGCAAAUCGGAAGACGAAAACCUGAUUUGCCAUGAGCUCUUCAUUAGCGACGACCUGGAUCCUCAUCCCUUGCCCACACCACCUCCUCAGCAAAAGUCGCAGAAGCCUUCCUCAGCUCUGUCGGAAGACCUCCCUAUCACAGAAAAGCUGUCCAAAGCGACGGACGAAUUGAAGGUUGCUCCCGUCAGCCUGCUGCAAGACUUCGCCCACUCUGCCUACAAAUUCGCAUUGGGAGGCGCAGCCGGUGCUACUGGAGCAACUCUGGUUUACCCCAUCGACUUGGUCAAGACCAGGAUGCAAAAUCAGCGUUCCUCCGUUGUCGGAGAGCCCCAGAUGUACAAGAACUCGAUUGACUGUGUCAAAAAGGUCUUCCGAAAUGAAGGCUUCAGGGGCUUCUACUCCGGCCUUGGGCCUCAAUUAAUCGGUGUUGCGCCGGAGAAGGCCAUCAAGUUGACUGUCAAUGACCUUGUGAGGGCAAAGGCUCGCAACCAAGAGACGGGCGAAAUCUCGCUGCCUUGGGAGCUCUUUGCAGGUGGUGCGGCUGGAGGAUGUCAAGUCUUCUUCACGAACCCUCUGGAAAUCGUGAAGAUUCGUCUUCAGGUUGCAGGAGAGCUGGCUAAGUCGGAGGGAGCAGAUAGAAUCGCCCGGGGAGCGAUGCAUCAUGUCAAGCAGCUUGGGCUCAUCGGCCUCUACAAGGGCGCCUCGGCUUGCUUGCUUCGUGACAUUCCCUUCUCGGCCAUCUACUUUCCCGCGUAUGCUCACUUGAAGAAGGACACUUUCCACGAAGGCCUUCGCGGAAAGAAGCUCAGCUUCGGCGAGCUGCUGACUUCGGCAGCUGUGGCAGGUAUGCCAGCUGCUUUCCUAACUACCCCUGCCGAUGUCAUCAAGACGCGCUUGCAAGUGGAGGCCAGGAAAGGUCAGGCGACUUACACAGGUAUUGUCGACUGCUUCCAAAAGGUGCUCAAGGACGAGGGGCCAAGAGCCUUCUACAAGGGAUCUCUCGCUCGUGUGUUGAGGAGUUCGCCACAAUUUGGAGCGACCCUGGUGGCAUACGAAUAUCUUCAAAAGCUGCUGCCGUAUCCAUUCGACAGCACGCAGGGCGAUUUGCCUGACACAGAUGCUAGGCCUUGGGAAGAUCCAGCCAGGCAGCAUGCCAGAAAUGCCAUGAAGCUAUUGAUGAAACUACAUGAUGACUUUGGCGCCGACUUCAAACCCGAUGGUUACAAUACCCCAGCACCCAAGUGAUCUGCCUAUCAUCGCAUCGUCAUAGACUCCACUUGUCUCUUCCAUAGCAUCCACAGCCCUGCCCUUGCAACCCACUCUGUGUAUUAGUUGUUGUCAAGUGUGUGGUACUGAACACUCGUUACAUCAGAAGUACUUUUCUACCAAACUCCCACUUCUGAUCGAUCUUGGAACCACAGUGUCACCUCGACUUGUCCACGCCCCUUCGUCUCUUUCC
This is a messenger RNA of Microstroma glucosiphilum, 1864 nucleotides long. Its product is annotated as mitochondrial carrier. Gene Ontology annotation, biological process: malate-aspartate shuttle; L-glutamate transmembrane transport; aspartate transmembrane transport. The record is from RefSeq and is a predicted model, not a curated record. NCBI's taxonomy places the organism in Eukaryota, Fungi, Basidiomycota, Exobasidiomycetes, Microstromatales, Microstromataceae. The transcript is spliced from 3 exons. Gene Ontology annotation, molecular function: L-glutamate transmembrane transporter activity; L-aspartate transmembrane transporter activity. Bases 142 to 1650 code for a protein of 502 amino acids.